GAUUCGUUGCCGAUACGCGAGAUGAACCUCAUCGACGACUGUCGGCUCGGGUUCACCUGUGUAGAAAGGUAUAAAAGUUUACGCUUAUCAGCGAACAUCAGUUAGUUCGCAUAUCGGUACCCUGUCGCUGUAGUUCGUUCGAAUUGUGCUUUCGUGCUUCAGUAGUAUUUUACCGGCUCUUUACUAGUUGCAAUAACAAUUCGGAAAUGUUACCCAAGGCUAUUUUAGCAACAGUGCUGCUGUGCUCUGCGGUUGUGCUCUGUAACGCGCAAAAUACUGAUUCUUGCCCGCCGCCCCUGAAGCACUACUCAGAAUUGGGAUGCAAACCAAUUCAAGAUGAAGGCCACAAGUGCCCAAAUAGGUAUGAAUGUCCAACGCUUACCGAUCGUGAUGGCGGGAAGUGCUAUUUCAAUGGAAACGUAUACGACAUUGCUUCAUCGUUGUCGAAAGCGGACCAAGAGCUAGUUUCCUGUUCUCCUGCUUGCCAUUGUAACAAUCGCACAACGCCGGCAUCUUUUGUUUGUGCUCAAAUCGAUUGCCCGGAAUUUUUCGGUCGGGACGAGUCUUGUGUUUAUCAGUACACUUCUGGCGAUUGUUGUUCAUCGAGCAAAGUUUGCGGCGAGGAAGCCGAAAAGCUCGAUGUUUGUUACAUGGAUGGAGAGCAGUAUAAAGAGGGCCAAAAAAUGUACCCUAAGGAUGAAAGUUGCUACUCCUGUCGCUGUCAGAAGGGUUUUGAUAACAGCACCAUUGUAGGUAACCCCAAUUGCCAAGAGUUUACUUGUGGUAUUGAGAUACACAACAGUGACAGCGUGAUGGAAGGUUGCAUUCCAGUUUACUUCGGUACUGAUCGCUGCUGUCCAAUAUCGUGGAGAUGCCCUGGCGACAAUGAUACUGUGAUCGUUGAAGGACGCCUUGACGUUGAUGAACCUGUGGAUCCAAAAAUGCAGUGCACAUUUGGCGAACUGAAGUUAAAUUUCGGUGAUUCUCUAUCGUCAGAUGAUAAAUGCGUUUCGUGCAAAUGCACCGUUCCUCCCAUGCCGCACUGUAUCCAAAAUAGAGACUGUUAAAUUUGUUUCUAAUUUGUCUUGAAAUGUACAAAAUUAUUUAUUUAUAAAAUUUAUGUAAGUGAGGGGUAAAUGCACUAACAAAUUUUCUAAGUAAAGCGGAGCGGUGAAGAAUGAUGCGAUUUCCCUGUUACUGAACAAAACAAAUUUAUUGAUAUGAAAAAAAAAUGAAUUAAUAAUGAUCAAAGUUCUGCCAAAACAAACUAAAUGUAAAAAA
Aedes aegypti (yellow fever mosquito) is the source of this 1281-nucleotide messenger RNA. RefSeq lists its product as uncharacterized. The record is from RefSeq and is a predicted model, not a curated record. The transcript is spliced from 5 exons. NCBI's taxonomy places the organism in Eukaryota, Metazoa, Arthropoda, Insecta, Diptera, Culicidae. Bases 207 to 1067 code for a protein of 286 amino acids. Gene Ontology annotation, molecular function: protein binding.